AUGGGUGGACAGACGGAUGAAAGGACAGAUGGACAGAACUCAGGGAUUUCAGGGCGCCACAAGACUCUGGUCUGUUUUUGCUGCCACGGGGUCAGCCAGUUCCCUCCCUCAAGCGGGAUCACCCCAGCUCAGCCUGCUGGCUUCCAACACCUGGUUGCUCUCUAUGAAGGCAGGAUCUGCAAAGCUCAGCGGGGGCCUCUGCCUGGGGUGGAAUGCAAAGCCCUGGACCCGGAGCAGAUAAUCCCAUUUGGGAAGCAGAGGGACGGCGGCGCCCGGGUGGUCCAUGUCAGCCACUCUCUCCUGUUUCUCUUGCAGCAUCUCCUGCGUCCUCCAAGUGGCGGCAUUUGGCGAAGCCUUGGCACCUCAGCUGCAGGGCUGCAGAGGAAAGCCCAGGCAGAGAGCCCAAAGGCGGAGGGAGUGUUCCCAGUGACCAUGAUCCCAGGGGACGGGGUGGGCCCGGAGCUUAUGCACUCGGUCAAAGAAGUCUUCAAGGCAGCUGCUGUUCCUGUGCAGUUUGAUGAGCACCACCUGAGUGAGGUGCAGAACAUGGCUUCAGAGGAGAUCCUGGACAAGAUUCUGGGCUCCAUGAACAACAGCAGGGUGGCCAUCAUAGGGAAGAUUCACACUCCCAUGGAGUACAAGGGCGAACUGGCCUCCUACGACAUGCGGCUCAGGCGCAAGCUGGACCUCUUUGCAAAUGUGGUUCACGUGAACAGCCUGCCUGGGUACAAGACGCGGCACAACAACCUGGACCUGGUGAUCAUCCGGGAGCAGACGGAGGGCGAGUAUAGCUCCCUGGAGCACGAGAGCUCCAAAGGGGUCAUUGAGUGCAUGAAGAUCAUUACCCGGGCCAAGUCCCAGCGCAUCGCCAAGUUCGCCUUCGACUUUGCCACCAAGAAGGGCCGCUCCAAGGUCACAGCCGUCCACAAAGCCAACAUCAUGAAGCUGGGUGAUGGACUGUUUUUGCGCUGUUGUGAAGAGGUGUCUGAGUUGUACCCUAAAAUCAAGUUUGACACCAUGAUCAUAGACAACUGUUGCAUGCAGCUGGUACAAAACCCCUACCAGUUUGACGUCCUGGUCAUGCCUAACCUGUACGGGAACAUCAUUGACAAUCUGGCCGCUGGCCUCGUAGGCGGGGCCGGCGUGGUCCCCGGGGAAAGCUACAGCGCAGAGUACGCCGUAUUUGAGAUGGGCGCCCGUCACCCCUUUGCCCAAGCCGUGGGCAGGAACAUCGCCAACCCUACAGCCAUGUUGCUUUCCUCCGCCAACAUGUUGCGGCACCUCAACCUGGAACAUCACUCGACCCUGAUCUCGGAUGCGGUGAGGAAGGUGAUCAAAGUGGGCAAGGUGCGGACCCCCGAUAUGGGGGGUUACUCUACAUCCUAUGAUUUCACCCGUGCCGUGAUCGCAGCUAUGACCGAGUAGAGCAAGCCAAGAAAGGAUGACGGGGGGCUUUCUGCUUUCGCUUCCUAAUUUAUUGUGAGCCAAGUAUUUAUUAUGGUUGUCAAAAACGCACAGUGAACAAAUAAAAAGAGCCUAUGUGCA
Molecule: messenger RNA, 1545 nt
Organism: Pogona vitticeps (central bearded dragon)
Lineage: Eukaryota; Metazoa; Chordata; Lepidosauria; Squamata; Agamidae
Source: RefSeq, a predicted model, not a curated record